Messenger RNA from Aspergillus lentulus, 354 nucleotides. RefSeq lists its product as uncharacterized. Lineage: Eukaryota; Fungi; Ascomycota; Eurotiomycetes; Eurotiales; Aspergillaceae. The record is from RefSeq and is a predicted model, not a curated record.
AUGCUCCGGCACCCGCCCCCGCUUCUAAGAAGCGGCGAAGGUGCGGAGAGUGUGGAAACUUCCACACCGGGCAAUGCUGGCCAAUUUGCGAUGCUUGCGGGCGUCGCCAUUUUGGCGACUGCCCCACGCCCCGGCCCCCUCCAAGCAAGCCAGGGCACGGCCCCUCCAGCUCCUCCCGACCCGGCCCCAGCCCCGCCAGCCCCGGCCGCUUCGGCGGUUCAGGUCAACGUUUACGGCGGGGUCCUUUAUUUCUAUCCGCCCCCCUCUACCUCCUCGGGCGCCGCCCCCCCGCCCGCCAGCAGGCGCCGCCGCGGCCGCGGCAAGAAGCCCAACAAGGGAGAGGCCAAGGAAUGA